AUGCCGAAACAAGAAUUUGAAUUUAUCGAUUAUCUUGGACCAUUAGCUGUAUCUGUAUGUUUUGUUAUAGCACUAUUUAUUUUAUCAGCUAUUAUUAAUUUCAUUUGGAUAACAAAAAAUGACGAUCGAACAGUUUUUGAAAAAUUUGGCUCAACGUUUGAUCUUCGAUGUGGUGUGCAUCGAAUGCGGCAUAGGCCAAAUAAGUCAUGGAAACGAGUUCAGUUAAUUGAUAAUCAAGAUGUAUAA
Brugia pahangi is the source of this 246-nucleotide messenger RNA. NCBI's taxonomy places the organism in Eukaryota, Metazoa, Nematoda, Chromadorea, Rhabditida, Onchocercidae. The record is from the annotation of a GenBank genome assembly.